ACCGGCAGCAAGAACGGAGUCGAUGCAGUCUUCUUGGCUCAGCUGAAGAGAUUCGGUAAGGCCUUUCGAGAGCUUGCGUUUCUUCGUGUAUUGAUGGUUGGACAGCUCAAACUCCAGAGAGAAAUAAUGAAGAAGACGAAGACUUGAUUCAGAUCAACAACCGAGGUAGGACGCCGUAUAUGUGGCAAGACACUAUUGCUGAGAUCGUUACAGCCGAGGGUUUCAGAGCUAUGCAUCUGCUGGGGGCUCAAAGAUAUUAUGCCUCACUGCGUCAGGAUCAGGAAGGCGACCACGAUACCGUCAGAGCGUCAGUCGAAGCUUCUGUCGCCCUAAACACUACCGAGCUGGUCGACGACAGUCAUGGCAGAGAAGUCGACAGUCAACCGACGAAGACUCUCACGAGAGCCCAUAGCUGGGCCAGUAGUCAGAGCUCCAACUAUCAGCAUUCUGACGACGACAUUGAAGUCGACAAGGCUCGCAGAAAAGCUCGUAACGAAAAGAUCAGGAGUGAUGAGCGCUGGACGAUCGCGUCUCGCAAUCCUGGCUCUGAAGGCAAAUCUGGCUCCGAAGGAAGAGAAUCUGCCCAGCCUGUCGACAUCCGGAGUGAUCAAGCGCUUGACGACAUCCAUGACAACAACCCUGACGACGACGACGACGAAGAAGAAGACGAUGCAGAAGACGCUCAAGAUCAAGAUCAAGACAAGACCAGAGACGAUACACCUAGGACACUCAGCACACACUCAAAAUCCUCGGAGAGUAUGCAGCGUAGACGAUUCGGAAUGUUCGCAUCGAAUCCAACACCCGUCGCCGAGAUGGACUUUGUUGAUCUGACGGACGAACCUCAGCCGAGUCUCCGGGACUUGGUGAGGCAGGGACGCAUGGAGACUGAGAGUGAACAAAUCUCGACCACACAAAAGAAGCCGAGAUACGACCUCCGCGUACGCAGGCAGCCCGUAACUUACAACGAGAAGAGAACAUCAGGCAAAAGCACUGUCGACACUAAAAACCGAAAGAAGGCAUACUUCGACCUGGAGUUAGAACACACGGCGAGGGAGACGAGACCACGCCGUCAGACUCGAUCGAUGACAGCCUCAAGAAGAAAGCUCAAGACUGCCCCUCGUGUCAGGGCGAAGGUCGAGGUCGUGAUUCCCGCAGCUGGUGACAGAUCUGCUUGGAAGACUAUCCCAUCGCCCUUGCCUAAGCGUAGACAGUCAUCGUUUGCGGAGAAGAUGAUCAGACAAAGCAACACGGCAGCGAUGGCGAGACUGCUCUUGCAGGUCAAGGUCGCAAGCGUCUGAAGAUCAAUCUUGAAAACAAGACUGAAGCAAGAAAGGGCCACCGAUCGCUUGAGAUGGUCUUGAUCGACUAAGAGAUGUCGAAACCAGAGUGUGGCUGGCCGAGACUUAAUCAUCAGGCGCAUCGAUGGCGAU
Aureobasidium subglaciale EXF-2481 is the source of this 1430-nucleotide messenger RNA. RefSeq lists its product as uncharacterized. NCBI's taxonomy places the organism in Eukaryota, Fungi, Ascomycota, Dothideomycetes, Dothideales, Saccotheciaceae. The record is from RefSeq and is a predicted model, not a curated record. Bases 180 to 1298 code for a protein of 372 amino acids. The transcript has a single exon.